AUGUCGAAUCGUCUCGAGAGAGAAGCUGAAGACCGUUACGAGGCCCAGAACGACCCCUCCCCAGUCUCCGGCAGGGUCUCCGACAACACUUAUGCCCAUGAGACCCGCUCUGGCCUGCGCGACUACAUUCCAGUGCAGGGGGAUAACCAGUCGUUUGAGGAUCCCAUCCAGCCUCCGUACUCCAACACCGACCAGCAGCUAGCGGAGGACGAAGAGGAGGCUAUUGAUAAGUCUAAUAUCCUCGGUGGUGACCGUUUGCGCCACGCCAAGCCCCAGAGUCGCACCAAGUACAGUGAAGGUCCCGGCGAAAACGAUAUCCCCGAAGUUUGA
This is a messenger RNA of Aspergillus terreus NIH2624, 330 nucleotides long. RefSeq lists its product as uncharacterized. The coding region runs from base 1 to 330 and encodes 109 amino acids. The record is from RefSeq and is a predicted model, not a curated record. NCBI's taxonomy places the organism in Eukaryota, Fungi, Ascomycota, Eurotiomycetes, Eurotiales, Aspergillaceae. The transcript is spliced from 2 exons.